GGCAUUGUCUCUCCUCUCCAGAACCUUCCGAGGGCAGAGUGCUCGCCGCGUGGUCUAGAACCUUCCACAACCCUCGCGACGUGUCUCGACGCGCCCCGUACGGCGGGGGUAUUUAGGGGUCCGGCCACCGCCCUCCGGCCGACCUUCUCCCGAUUUCACCGGCCAUUUUCCCCAUUUCACAGCGGCGAAUAUCUCCCGUCUCCUCCCCUUUCCACCUCGCUUCUUCGCUGCAGCAUCACCUCCCGCCCACCCCGAGAAGAAAUAUCCUAGAGCGCCGACCCGAACACCGGAUUCGCUCCUCGUCCGGCCGAUUCGUGCUCCUCUAAUCGCUCGAAUCGAGUUCUUGCUCCGGGUUGCGUGCCGCAAUCGGGGCGCUUGGCUCCCGCGAGCCGGGUUCUUGAGCCUGGGCUGGGCGGCGGCCAUGGACCCUUCGGUGGCGCCGGGCAUUGUCAAGGAGGAGCUCCUGGAGCAGCAGCAGCCGCUGCAGGACGGUGUGGGUGACGGCGGGGGUGCGCCGCGCCCGAUGGAGGGGCUGCACGAGGUGGGUCCCCCGCCGUUCCUCACCAAGACGUUCGACCUGGUGGAGGACCCGGCCACCGACGCCGUCGUCUCCUGGAGCCGUGCCGGCAACAGCUUCGUCGUCUGGGACCCGCACGUCUUCGCCGACACGAUGCUCCCACGCCUCUUCAAGCACAGCAACUUCUCCAGCUUCGUGCGCCAGCUCAACACCUAUGGCUUCAGAAAGGUUGAUCCUGACAGGUGGGAGUUUGCAAAUGAAGGUUUUCUCAGGGGUCAAAGGCACCUGCUUAAGAUGAUAAAGAGAAGGAAGCCACCAUCAGCUGUGCCACCAUUGCGACAGCAGCAGGCCCCUGCUUCUUGCCUGGAGGUUGGUGAGUUUGGAUUUGAGGAAGAGAUUGAUAGGCUGAAGCGUGACAAGAACAUUUUGAUCACAGAAGUAGUAAAGCUAAGGCAGGAGCAGCAAACUACUAAAGAUCAUGUGAGGGCCAUGGAGGAAAGGCUACGAGUGGCUGAACAGAAGCAGGUUCAGAUGAUGGGGUUCUUGGCAAGAGCAAUGCGGAAUCCAGAGUUUUUCCAGCAGUUGGUCCAGCAGCAAGACAAGAGAAAGGAGCUCGAGGAUGCUAUUUCAAAGAAAAGAAGGCGGCCCAUUGACAACACUCCGUUCUACAGUACUGGGGAAACAAGUCAGGGCGAGCAGCUUGAUUCACAGUUUAUGUUCGAGUCAGAUGUGCUCAAUGGGCUCAGUGAACCUGGAAUGCCUGAGCUGGAGAAUUUAGCAGUGAACAUUCAGGAGCUUGGGAAGGGAAGCAUAGAUGGCGAGAAGGUGGCUCAAGCUAGUGACCAGUCAGAGCUGAAUGAUGACUUCUGGGCAGAGCUGUUGGUCGAAGAUUUCGGAGACAAGGCAGGACAGUCAGAGUUGGAGGGAAGAACUGAAGACGUGGAUGACCUUGCUCAACAACUGGGGUAUCUGAGUAAUUCUAGCCCAAAGUAGAGUCAGUUCCUAAUGGUUGCCCCCACAAUCACUGGUGCUUUCCCCACUACUGCAGACCAUCCUGAACAAACUGUUAACUGGUGGAGGUGUCCAUAAUGAAGGCGUAUUGUGGAGGUCACUGCCUUUGACGUUGAAGGCUUAGUGCUGUACUGCUGUGGGAGAUACGUGGGGUGUUGGGCUGUUGGCUAAUGUCUCCGACGUCGACUGGCAAGUGGCAAAGUGAUCUUAAGGUCGACGGUGACUGGCAAAUAUGUCUAUAGGCCAACGUAUGCAUACAGCUGUUAUCAGCUCUUAUUCGUUAGCUCUUACUAUAGGAAAAAAGUAGCUGUGUCGUCAGUCAUUGGCUCAUUGAACGAUGUGGACGUUGCUAUGCCUUGGUCAGGCUUCUGGGGUUGGGUUGUAGGUUUGAUUGGUUGAGUACGAGUCAAUCUCCACCUGUGAUUGGUGUAACCUGAAAACAUCCUCAGCUUGCAGUUGAACUGAUAAGCAUCUUGUUAAUAUUACUCCAGUUUCAUGAUCCUUGUACAUCAAGUUGCAGAAUAUGAGAAAUUUUGAACAAUUUGACA
Messenger RNA from Sorghum bicolor (sorghum), 2076 nucleotides. RefSeq names its product heat stress transcription factor A-2c. Gene Ontology annotation, cellular component: nucleus. Gene Ontology annotation, biological process: regulation of transcription by RNA polymerase II. The record is from RefSeq and is a predicted model, not a curated record. Gene Ontology annotation, molecular function: RNA polymerase II cis-regulatory region sequence-specific DNA binding; DNA-binding transcription factor activity. Bases 422 to 1510 code for a protein of 362 amino acids. The transcript is spliced from 4 exons. NCBI's taxonomy places the organism in Eukaryota, Viridiplantae, Streptophyta, Magnoliopsida, Poales, Poaceae.